Cimex lectularius (bed bug) is the source of this 1671-nucleotide messenger RNA. RefSeq names its product DNA-binding protein Ets97D (gene Ets97D). Gene Ontology annotation, molecular function: DNA-binding transcription factor activity, RNA polymerase II-specific; sequence-specific DNA binding. The transcript has 10 exons. The record is from RefSeq and is a predicted model, not a curated record. The coding region runs from base 408 to 1592 and encodes 394 amino acids. Lineage: Eukaryota; Metazoa; Arthropoda; Insecta; Hemiptera; Cimicidae. Gene Ontology annotation, cellular component: nucleus. Gene Ontology annotation, biological process: cell differentiation; regulation of transcription by RNA polymerase II.
AAUGUGGUUAACAAGAGGUAAACCGAGUGAUUAGUUGUGUAAAUAUUAUCAUCUUUUUUAACGUCUGCUUAAAGAAAGAAGUUUCUUUCAAAAAUUGUGAUGCCGUUGGCCGCCGUUGGAAAAUGAAAAUGGACAAAGGCGAGAAAGUGAUGAUGCUGGACGCGAUGCCUGAUGAUGGAUCGCAAGCUGACAAAAGAUUCGUAGCCUGCGAAGGGACACUCGAAGAGGGAGACGCCGACUUGAACGAAUUCCUUUCAAAAAGGAUCAAACUAGAAGUGGAGAGCGACUGCGAAAAUGAUUAAAAGUUGCAUCUGGUUCCAGACAUAUCAGACCAGUUCAACAAUGAAUUUAUUUCUGUUAAUGGUGGUGUCUGCUUAGAAGAGACUGAUUUGACAAAAGAUGAAGGGAUGAUUAUGCUGCACAUGGACAUUAGGGAGCCUUUAUCUUCACUGAAGUAUCUUCUAGAGGAGAAGCUAAAAACCGAUCUAACCGAUUACACAUUUGCACUUCAAGAUUCUCAAAUCUUGGAAGGGCAUAAAAACCUAGUCGACCAAUGUGUACAAGGAGAGGGGCUCGUACAGGUAAAUGUAGAGAUUAAAAAUGACUCAAAAGGAAAGCGUAUAAACAUAGCCGAUGUUCUCAAACCCGCAGAAGAAUAUGUCGAAAUCGGCCAAAGGCAUGAGGAAGAACAGGAAGAGGAAGAAGGCGAAGAGGAAAAGGACAACGAGGUCAUGAGGUUCAUUGUCGACCCAAAUUUCAAAAAAGACCAAAUCAAACUUCAAAUCCCUGAGGACCCUAUGAAUUGGGACAAGUCACAUGUACGACACUGGCUGCUUUGGGCCGUCAGGCAGUUCAACUUAACUGGAAUUCAACUCUCUGACUGGGAAAUGACCGGCGCCGAGCUCAACAAACUCACAUCGACACAAUUCCAUGCCAAAGUCCCUAACGACCCUGAAAACCUUUUCUGGACACAUUUUGAACUUUUAAGGAAAUGUAAAAUUGUCGCGGUUAAGCCAACACAGAAGAUUCCAGUGAAAAUAAAACAAGAACAAGAUGACGAUGAAAUGUCAACUCCAAAGAAAGAAGCUUUAGUGAUUGGCAAAAAUGAGAAAGUGAUAAGAAUGAGUAAAACACCAAAACUUUUUUACAAGGACUCUAUUCUUCCUUAUUCAGCUGGAAUGUUCAGCGGCAACCACAACGGUCAAAUACAGCUGUGGCAAUUCCUCCUGGAACUUCUUACAGACAAAUCGCACAGGGAUAUUAUUCAGUGGUUGCAUGUAGAGGGCGAAUUUAAGCUGAUCAACCCCGAUCAUGUUGCUGCCCUUUGGGGCAUUAGAAAAAACAAACCACACAUGAAUUACGAGAAGCUCAGCCGUGCUUUACGUUACUACUAUGACGGUGACAUGAUCUCAAAGGUCCAUGGAAAGAGAUUUGUGUACAAAUUUGUCUGCGAUUUGAAACAGCUAAUCGGCUACAGCGCUUCCGAGCUGAACGCCCUGGUCAUCGAAGCAGAAAUGAAAUCAAGGCAAAAAUCGCUACUCAAUUCCUUUCAAAACAUUUUACCCCCUGAUUAUCUUUCAUUGCUCACAUGAUAUCCUUUAUAUUUUAUAAAAUUAGAAAGCCAAGGUUAUAAACUUUUUUUCAUAUUUUAAUUAUAACAAAGUGUUGAUU